Messenger RNA from Priapulus caudatus, 439 nucleotides. RefSeq names its product clathrin heavy chain 1-like. Gene Ontology annotation, molecular function: clathrin light chain binding; structural molecule activity. The transcript is spliced from 4 exons. Gene Ontology annotation, cellular component: clathrin complex; clathrin coat of trans-Golgi network vesicle; clathrin coat of coated pit. NCBI's taxonomy places the organism in Eukaryota, Metazoa, Priapulida, Priapulimorpha, Priapulimorphida, Priapulidae. The record is from RefSeq and is a predicted model, not a curated record. Gene Ontology annotation, biological process: intracellular protein transport; receptor-mediated endocytosis. Bases 173 to 439 code for a protein of 88 amino acids.
GUAUGCUUUUACUUACAUUUGCAAAUAACCCCUUAGUCAUCAUAGAACUAUUUUCCCUCCCUCUGACCCGGCGGCUGCCAUCUUGAAAAACUGCAUAUGUGGCUACUCUGAAAGAUUUGCAAAGAUUUGUUACAUGUAAAAGACUGGACGACAGGGACGUCGAGGCAGAACCAUGGCCACGCAAUACCCGAUUCGCUUCCAGGAGCAUGUGCAGCUCACGAACCUGGGCAUCCAGGCUGCCAACAUCGGAUUCUCCACCCUCACGAUGGAGUCCGACAAGUUCAUCUGCAUUCGAGAAAAGGUGGGGGAGCAGUCACAGGUGGUGAUCAUAGACAUGAACGAUCCUAACAACCCCAUCCGCCGCCCGAUCACGGCUGACUCGGCCAUCAUGAACCCUGCCAGCAAGGUGAUCGCCCUCAAAGCUGGACUGUCGGUGUAG